Molecule: messenger RNA, 1401 nt
Organism: Phaeoacremonium minimum UCRPA7
Lineage: Eukaryota; Fungi; Ascomycota; Sordariomycetes; Togniniales; Togniniaceae
Product: putative mitochondrial chaperone bcs1 protein
Exons: 3
Coding region: 1-1401 (466 amino acids)
Biological process (GO): mitochondrial respiratory chain complex III assembly; protein insertion into mitochondrial inner membrane from matrix
Cellular component (GO): mitochondrial inner membrane
Molecular function (GO): ATP binding; ATP hydrolysis activity
Source: RefSeq, a predicted model, not a curated record
AUGGACUUCAAAUCCAUUAUUGGAGGAUCUCUACCCUCAUUUGGAUCCAACGCGACUCUGGCGGGGAACCCCCCGCGUUUCGUGCCUGCGUUGGGUAUCCAUAGCUUCUGGCAUGAGAGAACCUACUUCAGGUUACACAGAAAACAAGAGUCUUUCCUCGAGGAUGGCGCGAAUGGCUUGCAGACAUUCAAGGACAAGGAGGACCUUGUUAUCUCAUGCUUCGGCCGGUCCCCUGAUCCUAUCAAGAAACUUGUUCAGCACGCAAAGGAAGCAUAUUUCAAUGAUCAUUACGCCAGGACCAUUGUCAAGCGACCGAGCCCACAAGGUAUGCGUCGGUAUGGUGGUCGCCACACUUGGCUGCAAGUCGCAAACCGCCCGGUACGUCCCAUGAAGACAGUAGUCCUCGAUGCGAAGCAGAAGAUCCAAGUUCUAGCCGAUAUCAACGAGUAUCUCCAUCCGGCAACCCCUCGCUGGUACGCAAACCGAGGCAUUCCCCUACGCCGUGGAUAUCUUUUCCACGGCCCGCCCGGGACAGGAAAGACUUCACUGUCUUUCGCCCUUGCUGGAGUCUUUGGCCUCGACAUCUACGUCAUCAGUCUUUUGGAGCCUACUUUGACAGAAGAGGAUCUGUCAGCAUUAUUCAACUCCCUGCCUCGACGAUGCGUUGUGCUCCUUGAAGACAUUGACACAGCGGGUCUAAGCCGUGGUCCCGAUGGUGGGCCAGAUGCUGUGGAUGGAAAGGCAGACGGUGGUGCACGUAAUGACUGGAAGGUUUCUGAUCUGGCUCGAGAGCUGAGAAAGCAGGGCAACGACGCCAGCGACAAGAAGGGAAUUUCCCUAUCGGGCCUGCUUAAUGCUAUUGAUGGUGUCGCUAGUCAUGAAGGCCGCGUUUUGAUCAUGACCACCAACAAACCCGAAACCUUAGAUGAGGCACUGAUCCGCCCUGGACGGGUAGACCUGCAGGUCGGAUUCACCAACGCCACACAGGAACAGGCUCGAGAAUUGUUCGAACGAAUGUAUGAAGCCGAGUCGCACCGGAGGGCGCAUACAAAGGAGUCUCAGACAAAUGGCUUCGCAAAGGGAACUGAGCAGACGAAUGGUAACGCCAACCAGUACAAAGACGAGAAAAGAGACGGCGAAUCCGAGUCUGAAGUGGAAACCGAAACAAUGGCCGAGGCACUCGCCGAUGAGACUCUGAAUCUGGCACCUGGAGAACUGAAGGAGAUUGCGAAGGAGUUCGCAGAGAAGAUCCCAGACAAACAAUUCUCGCCUGCUGAGAUCCAGGGUUUCCUGCUAAAGCGCAAGAAGAACCCACGAGGAGCAGUUGAAGAGGCUGAUAGCUGGGUUGAGGCGAUGGUGCAGCUGAAGGCCAGCAGGACAAAGGUCUUGCAGGUACAAUAA